Molecule: messenger RNA, 6645 nt
Organism: Arthroderma uncinatum
Lineage: Eukaryota; Fungi; Ascomycota; Eurotiomycetes; Onygenales; Arthrodermataceae
Exons: 1
Coding region: 1-6645 (2214 amino acids)
Biological process (GO): replication fork processing; double-strand break repair via homologous recombination
Cellular component (GO): Cul8-RING ubiquitin ligase complex; nucleus
Source: RefSeq, a predicted model, not a curated record
AUGGAACAAUGGCGAGAACGCGGAUAUGUCCCCGACUCUGACGAAGAUGACGAAUUCGACAGCCAGGAGUUAAUUGGUCAGAGGGUGGAAGAGGAAGUGAUUCUCGGUGAUGACCAUACGGAUACUGAAGAAAACAACCAUGAGGUCCAAGAGGAUGAAGGUGAAGAGGUGGUAGCAGAUGCUGAAAGGGUUCAAGAUGGAAACGAACAUAUAUUAAAUGAGAGCUCUCAACGCACACGAGACGACACCGUCGAGCUCGAGACGGAUCCGUUACAGGACGACUAUGAGACCGUCUUGCAGUCAUUUCUGAGCCCGAUUAAGAGAAGAAAGAAGAAACCUGAUGAUAAUACCCACUUCAUCAAUACGGCCUCUCAACCGGAACCCCCGUCCUCUCCCGAUGAACUGCAAUUCGAGGAAUUUCGUCCCAGGCCCCCGCAAACGCCACUUGCUGAACCAACUGAGAUCCAUGAUGAUAACCUGCAUUUUGACAGUGUCAACUCAUCCCCGUUGUCAUCUAUACCGCCGCUUCUGGAAUCUCCUCCAUCCAGGGCCGCUUCCCCAAUAUCAAUACAAAAUGAAGGCGAGGUCGAGCCACAACCACAGCAGGAAAUCAUACGCCCAAACGAUGGAGACAUUGAUAUGGUUGGCCUUGCUGGCGAUGGACAUUCUGAAUGGCAGAACCAAAGUAGGAGGGCACUAAGGCAACGCAAUGCUAUACAGCUACACCCAUACAUGCUGGAAAAUGCUCAGUACCGAUCACUUCUCAGAAAUAGAGGCGUGCAGCCAGUGCGGAUGCCUGUCGAAGAAUCUCAACCCCACAACGAACCAGGCGAGAGUCAGAGCUUUGAAUUUCAAGACGAGAACGUCCUACCUUCUAGUAGCCCUGUUUCGUUUCAUUUGCCGGCUUCUUCACCCGACAUGUAUGAUCAUUCGGGCUUGAGCCAGUCACUGAGUCAACAAAAUCAAGCAACGGGUCAAGAGGAAAGUUUGAAGGAUCGCAGUAAUACCCAUGCUCGACUUAGUUCUGUCAAGUUCAACCAAGUAGGGAGCAAACGGCGUAAAAUUGCCCAUGGGGAGAAUGAUCGCCGGUCAGGGGAUUCUAGCAAGGGGAAUGGCAAUGGGGUCCAAGUGGUCAUAGAUAACAGUCCCCAGAAGAAAAGCGACCUUCUUGAACUUUUCGACGUAUUCGAUGUACCCCCGUCUCCACCUUCAUCAGGCGAAGCGUCCUCGGCUCUUCCAAGGGACCCGACUACUUUUAGGUUCCCACCAGGAUUUACUCCCAACGAGUUCAAGACUCAGCUGCAAACUCCGCUUUCUGAAAAAGGAUCACAAUCUGACUCACCUGGAAUCAUUUCUAUUGAAUCAUCCCCGGUGCUAGACCUUGAUGAGGAAGAAGAAGAAUCCCCAAGUGUCACACAUUCUUCCGCAGACGACUCUACCUCCGAGUCUCCUGAAGAGGAUUCCCUCGUAAUUCGACAAAUACAGCGGCAAAUCAAGGGAGUUCUUCCUGCUUCGUUUGCUAGACUCGACCGUGAGAAACAUGAGGAAUAUAAGAGACAAGCUGCCGAAAAGGAGCGCCGGAAAGCGUUGGUCCGAGAACGCAGGACAGGCAAGGGAGUUGCCCAACCCGUUUCACGUAAAGAGAGAGCUGAGAACCAAGAGACUCCGACUCGGGCCAGAAAUCUUGACUUAUUUAGCGAUUCUGAGUCCGACGAUGAUGCCACUCCUAUGAGAUCACAGCAGCAAAAGGCACGUGAAUUGAGAGAGCAAGAGAGACUUGAACGCCAUUUUGGGUUGAUUGAAGACGACGAUGAUAUCCCUGAAGACAAUCGCAUUGAUUAUAUGGCUCCCCCGGUUUCACGUCGACCAAAAACGAAAAAGCGCUCAGCCCAGAAAAGUAGAGGUCAAUCCUCUAGACGAAGUGGUACCGAAUCUUGGACUCCCUUUGAAUGGAAGCCACAGAGGAAGCGGCAAACAAGAAUUACGGAUAAUAUCGGUCUCCGGAAAGCAAAGCCUGCGAAACCACGCCCUCCUAAUUUGGGCAUCUUAGACGCUGAGGAUGUUAGAAAUCAACGCCUAGAUACGCAGCCGCAGUUUUUAAGAGUUGCUGCUCGGCGAGCACGUUCACGAAAAGACAAGGGACGCCAAAGCCCUUCUCGGAAGAUUUUCAAGUUGGCCACGAAAGCUGAUACUCGUGAUGCAAAUAGCUCACUAUGCAACUGGAGAUCGGGGAAAUACCAACAAGCUUCCGGUAUAACAUCGACACGGCCACGUACCACGCCAAGGCCUCAUAGUAGAGCUGGAAAUCCGUCACCUACCUCUCGAGCUACCCAGGCAAACAGGGCAACCCCAAUAACUGAAACCGACCCCGAACCGAUAGUCAUAUAUGAUGAUGAUGAAAGCCUGAGCAAACAAGAUACACGUACAGGGAUUAAUAAAACAAAGCAAAGGCCGAAAAACAAUUGGGUGGUCAACCGUCCAUACGGUAUCUCAUCCUUUCAACGACACCUUCCAAGGCCCGCGCAGUUAGAUGUGGAGGAUAUUCCUACUGGCAUUUCCCAGCCACCGUCAGCAUUUCACAGAACGCUUUCAGCGCUUCAUAAAGCAUAUAAAUCUUCGAAGCAGCCUUUAACCCUGACCAGAUUCCUCAGCCAAGCAAACAAGCCACAACAACAACAACAACCACCACCGCCGCCGUGGACUAACGCAGAGAGAAGUUAUGUUCCUACUCAACAAAAUGUCAAUGACCGUCCAGCCCCUAGAAAGGAAGUCAAGAACCAACGUCCUGCCCAAAGAAAACGGCAACCCCGGCAUAUAAAUAUCGAAACGUUCGAGUAUCGCCAACCCCCUGAAUUUCAAAAUGAAAAAAGCGACACGGUUUCUAUCGUGCACCCAGAAGACGAUAAUCGUUCAUCCCUACCUGGCCUUCAUCGCCCUGAAAACCCCUAUAAACUUGAUUUUGAUACCCAUCCACUCUACUUGGGCACAUACUUCCAUCAGUCAACAUUCAUAGGAAGUGGAAAAUUUUCUCAUUCUUUAGACGUGCUAUCUCGGGACUUAGAUGCUGAUAAUGGCCAUGCUAUCAUCCGAAUAGAGGACAAGAUCUAUCACUGGGGCCCUUGGAAUGAGACUGUAUCAUCAGAACUCGGCGAGUUAUUUGGUUACUUAGGAAACCAGCUAAGUCCACAGCAAACACUAGACAGCACGGCAAUCCUGACAAUCCCAAAUGCUAUGGAAGUGCUUGGUCUAUAUAUAUCUGUCAUUUGUUACGUUACAGAUCAUCUAAGUUUCCGAGAUCCCGUCGAUCGCAUCAACUUCGUUUCUAGAUGCACUAUUUUUGUCUCCCUGCUAAACGAUACAUAUCGGUCUAGCUUUAACUGCGAGAAAGAUGUCACCACGGUCAUGGUCAGGAUGGAAAUGUUGAAUCUUGUGUUUUUGAAUCAAUUGCUACAGAUCACAAACCACGAAUCUAUGGAUUCGUCCAGGGUUGACACAGUUGUUAAUCUGAUAAAGCUCUCCGCACGACGGACAAUGGACUUUACCCUAAGCCGAACUGGGAUGGAAAAUAUUCAGCAACUCCUGGAGGACAACCGGCAGCUGGAAAAACGUGAGGUUGGGAUUCGAGAUGAUUAUCCAUUUGUCGACGCGUUCGUAGUUACUCAGAACGUCCUCCAACAAAAGGCCAUAAAGGACAAGGGUCUUGAAAUGCACUUUCUAGACCAGUCCACAGCCACCUCUCCCUCCAGCAUCCCAGAUUUGGAACGAGCCUGGGAGGCGCUUUUUACCUUGCUCCCUUUCCAAGAGAUUGACCAAUUCGGUAUAUUCCACGCUGGGCUACGUCUUCAGCUAAACCAUGACCGCUGGCCUGCUGUUAAACAGUUGAUGUUGAAUGUCCUUGAAUCUUAUCGAUCGAGCCCGAAGCCGCAGUGGGCGUCGUUGAAUAAUUACAUGCGAACACUACUACAACGUUGCUUUAUCCUCAUCAAAAAUUGGGGUUGGCGGCACUGUAAGCCAAUUCUCGAGACGCUAUUUGACUUUUUCACCGGAAAUUCGCUUCAUGACCUUGAGAAAGAAGCAGCUCAUGGCUCGCCCCGCUUUCUCGAUCAGUUGGCUUCAGAUCCAGUACUCGACAUAGACGUGACGGAUAGUUGCUUUCGCAUGUUCUUAAAAAUAAUUGCGGUGGGGUUGAAGUAUUUGAAUAGUCUACUUGAGCCAAAGAAGAUCCUUAACUUGGUAUGGCGACUGCUACCAAACCAUGGCCGAACUUAUCCUAAAGAAAAGCCUUUACGUGUGGAAGAUUUGAAUGCGCUUAGGAAUCACCAUGACCUCCUUUGCACGUUAUACUGCUGUGCGCCCCAGGGGUGCCGGCCACCCCUUAACACGAUCCGAAAUCUCGUCCACCCCCCGACAUCUCAUAAAGAUGCGUGUAGCAUCAACAUUCACUCCUGGUCGAGAUUGGUUAGAUUCACCCUUGCUAAGGAUGGUGAUGCGUCUGACUUGAGUAAAUUCGCGGAGUGGCAUAGUGAUUUUAUUACGGAUAUAGUAAGACAGCACUCUCAAGCACGAAGCGAAAUAGAAGCAGAGGACCCUUCUGCCUCUCUAUUUUCCCGUCAGUAUAUUGAAGGCGCCAUUAUCAAGAACGAGCGACACGCUGAAGCCCUUAUUAGUGAUGCCCUUGUUUGCAUGAGGACGGCUAUAGAUGCAACAAGGGAUGCGGAUCAAGCAGCAAUGUUAAUGGAGACGAUGCCCCUUGGAAAGCUUUUCGGACUCUUCAGGCCCAAAGUGAGGAGACUAGACGCGGUGGUUUGUCAAAUUUUGGACGUUUUGAUAGCCUUUACGAAGGCUAAUGAUCGACCGGCUGCGUCAUUCCCGCUUGAAACACAAGUUGACCCUUCCGAGACCAACGAGGAUAGCCAGGAUGACUGGCUUGAUUUAUGCCAGGAACAGAUGGAAGUCUCCAGUGCGGGCUCAUCUUAUCUAAACCGUGCUAUUUCGCCAGUACUUUCUCAAUUCAUUUCAAUCUGCUUUGGGGUGGACCAGACACCUGAUAACUCCAUUCUCGUCAAAGCAAUCGAUUGCUGGUUGUCUGUGGCUCAUACGCGGGUGAAGCAUGGGCAACGGCAAUGGAGUAGCUACUUCAACCGCUACGACCAAGACUCCUGGGCAGCUCUGAAGCCAACAAAUCAGACUCGCAGAUUUAUGCCAUAUUUUAUAUCAAGCCUAAUUUCAAUUGAUGCAGCUUCGUAUGAGGAGUGCCAGUCGCAAAUAUUGACCUGCUGGAGUACUUCACUUGUGGAGAAAGAAUUAUUUUUGAAAUAUCAGCACGACUUGACUAAUGCCCUAUUAAACGAAGAUCGCGAGAACCCCCUCUUUAGGAAUUUGCCAUUUGCAGUCAACGGGGUAACUGGCCGAUAUGAAAUAACAUUGAUGGAGUUUUGUCAAAGAAGGACCUCUCUCAUUUCAUGCGUGCUAUCUAACAUGCGAAUACAUCUGUCGGAACUUGAGCCAGGCCAAAUCCAUGCUUCUAACGGAGUUGGCGAAUUAUACCAGGAGAUGAUAAGGUCUAUGAUGGCAACCAUGAAACAGAAUUCCGAGGAAGUAGGAAAGACUCUCGCACCAGGUUCUUAUGUCGACUUUGUUCAUCGAGUGGUGGAAUUCCUACAGGUGCAUUCCGAAGACAUAUGCCCAAUAGACAGAUAUUUUAUGGAUCCAGCGUCAUUUCCCCUCCCGGCAUCUGACCCUAAUUAUGUCGUUGCCAAACUUAAGAGAUAUGAAGGGCGACUAUCUGCUGGCAGCAAGUUUGCUAAACAGCUUGUGACAUUUAUCCAGGGCGUGUCUGAACGAGCAGCAGUUGACGCACAGCAAGGUUACCUUGCAAACCAACUCUAUGAAGCCAUGUCGAAUAGCCUUGAAAGUGGAAGCUAUAAGCAGCCAACUCUUAGGUGUUUCCUCCUACAAUGCGUGAUUCCCGAAUACGUGUCAGCGUCUCUUAGCAAUCCCACUGCAUGGAUACUAGCUCGCCCCUUUCUACAGGCUACAACACGCGUCUUCUCCGAUUUGAUACUCAAAGUCGACUUGACGAAACGAGAUGAGGUUGGUGUUACUAUUGAUUCGAUCACGGCAUAUUUCGAAUCCGUACAUAGUACCCUGCAGCGUCCAAUAUGUGAUCCCCAUCUACUAUAUGAGGCGCCGAUGCUACUCACACUCACCUCUAUUUUCGAAAGCAUCACAGCAUCUCUUGCCAUAGUAGAUUAUCUUGAUCGUCUAGGUGAAGAGGUUAACGGCCUUUUGUCAUAUAUCGAAUUCUUUGGGCAAACCGCAUUAUUUUGCCUGUCUUCCCUCCUUGACCCUCCCGCAACCACUCCACCAUUUCUUCGCGACUCUCCAUCCAGCCCUAUAGACCGCAGCCUCGGCAAACCCCCGACAUUUUUUGCCGAAACUCGAAAUUUUGCCGCUCGUGAACUUGAAUUCUGGCUGGCGGAUAAGUGGGCGCUCCACGAUGGAAAGUAUUUUGUGCGUCGGGGGCAGCAGUAUACAAAGAUUGAUGUCACCCCCGGUACUUUAUCUGUGGAGGUUGCCAAAUCGGCGUUUAUCCAAACCGUUCAGCUACUUUUUGGCUCCAUAGAAACAUUACAUAUUUUCUAG